Molecule: messenger RNA, 2642 nt
Organism: Daldinia vernicosa
Lineage: Eukaryota; Fungi; Ascomycota; Sordariomycetes; Xylariales; Hypoxylaceae
Product: LNS2-domain-containing protein
Exons: 2
Coding region: 256-2559 (767 amino acids)
Biological process (GO): triglyceride biosynthetic process; fatty acid catabolic process
Cellular component (GO): nucleus
Molecular function (GO): phosphatidate phosphatase activity
Source: RefSeq, a predicted model, not a curated record
AUCCCUCAACCUCAUUCCAAGCGACGCGACAAGCAAACAAUAGCUUUUAAUUCACCAUCACCAGUCUCGAACGAAACCCAAUCGACCACGUCGAACUAUACGUCGAAUUACGCUAUUAUAGAUCUCUUAGAAUAAGUCUGGUUUCGCAAGGGUUUGCCUCGGUUUAUCAUUUUAAUUGACUAUCUUUUUCCCCUUUCCAUGGUCUCGGGGCCGACUUCCUAAUUGUGAACUGAACAACGUCAACCUUUCUCGAAGAUGCAGUACGUUCGGAAUAUAAGCGACUCGGUUUCUACAGCCUGGAACUCGAUCAACCCGGCUACAUUAAGCGGAGCAAUCGAUGUGAUCGUAGUACAGCACGAAGAUGGCACUCUAUGUUGUUCCCCUUUUCACGUCCGUUUCGGGAAAUUCUCGCUGUUGAGACCGUACGAGAAGAAGGUCGAGUUUAGGGUCAAUGGCGUUAAGCAAAACUAUGCUAUGAAGCUAGGGGAAGGGGGUGAGGCCUUCUUCGUCUUCGAGACAAACGAUACCAUUCCCCAAAGUCUCCAAACCUCACCUCUUAGCUCUCCCGCUUCCAGUCCCCCCCUUGGGCCCGUUAGGUCCUAUUCAUCGAACGAACUCCAAGAGCCCGACUUCUUGCAGCUGGAUAGCGACUCUAGAAAUGCGCUGUCUACAACCGCGUCGCGACCUAAACCAACAGUUCUUCCCCGCCCAGGCGUAACUGAACCCGUUGCGUCCUCACCUGAGUUAGGUAGCGGCCGACCAGUCUCAAGAGGGUGGUCCAAUACCCCAAAUCAUCCAUCUUAUAGCGAGGAAUUAUUGCCAGCUCCUACGUAUGCAAUCCACGAGCAAGAUGACUCGAAUAAUGGUGACCUGCACGAAGCCGAUAGCGCAAUUUCCCAAAGGUCACGAAGCCCACCUCCUGUGGCACCCCGAGAGGCUAUUCGACGAGCUAUGACCCUAUCGAAAGAACUCGAGGCAGUCAAUAUACCUAGCCGAGUAACUGAAACGGGUGAUCUUAUGUUAGAUAUGACCGGUUAUAAAUCCAGUGAAGAAGACGCGAUCAAAGCUGAAAUUCUAGCUCGGAAGAUAUUAUCUGAAGAACUCCAAGGCGACUACGAUAUUGGCGCACUGUUUGGAAUGGACGAAGAAGGAAACCUUUGGAUAUACAGUAGUGAGGAUGCGAAGGAAGCUGCAAUGAAGAGGACUGUGGCGUCUCUCCGGCCGUCGCCUACGCUUGCCAUUGAUGCCGCAUCCGACCCCGGAUAUCAAAGCGAUGAUUCUACUACCUCGACACAAUCACCUUCCCACCGGAGAAGCGAGUCAGACGUUGGCCAAAGUUUCAUUCAGACGCCACCGACUACCCCGGGCUCGUCGGCGUCGGCGGGAAAUCCAAAUAGAAACUACGCGAAAACCCUACGGCUAACUAGUGAUCAACUAAAGGCGCUAGAUCUGAAACCUGGCGAGAAUUCUAUGAGCUUUACCGUAAAUCGCGCCACAUGCCAAGCAUACAUGUUCCUCUGGCAGCAUGAUACGCCUGUCGUUAUUUCUGAUAUCGAUGGUACUAUAACCAAGUCCGAUGCUCUAGGCCAUGUGUUAAAUAUGAUCGGACGAGACUGGACACAUGCGGGGGUUGCGAAGCUUUACAGCGAUAUUGUCGAAAAUGGGUACAAUAUCAUGUACUUGACAAGUCGUUCGGUUGGACAGGCCGAUACAACGAGAGCAUAUCUCUACGGUAUUGUCCAGGACGGAUACCGUUUGCCUAAAGGCCCAACGAUCCUAUCACCUGAUCGGACAAUGGCGGCGCUGAGGCGAGAGAUCUACCUACGGAAACCGCAUGUGUUUAAAAUGGCAACCCUGCGAGAUAUUAGAAGCUUAUAUGGCCCUGACAACCACUGCUUCUAUGCUGGCUUUGGAAACCGUCUUACGGAUCAGAUUUCUUACAGGACUGUGGAUGUGCCAAGGAACCGAAUCUUCACCAUUAACUCUAAUGCCGAGGUGUCGCUGGAUUUGCUAAGCCUUAAUAAGUUAAAGCUUAGCUACGUGAACAUGACGGAAGUCGUUAAUCACUACUUUCCUCCUGUUAGCACUCUUGUCAAGGGUGGCGGUGUUGAGUACACCGAUUUCACGUAUUGGCGCGAUACUCCCUUGGAGCUAGACGAGUUCUCAGCUAGCGAAUCCGAAGAUCGCGCAGACGACAGCUCCGCAGACGAGGAGGAAGACGAAGACGUCGGAAACAUGGGCGAUAGCUAUCUCUCCCGAGGAGAUGAUGAGGAAGAUGAAGAUGCCGAUGCUGAAGAGAGUAUAUUCAGCGGUGAAUAUGAAGGAGAGGAGAACGUGAUGGACCCUCUCGAAUACGGGUCCGACGAUGCGGAUGACGAGGAUGGCUACCUAGAAGACGAAGCUGAGGACGAACAAGACAUUAGUCCGGGCCCGCUUAAUCCUGGUUUUAAGAGCGCGCCUGCUCUUCCAGUGCGAGACGUCGAUGCCGAGCUUAUCACAGGAAUGAAAAAUAUGGCUGUCGAUGAAGAAAUGAAAAGAAAAGACGAAAAGAUGACGUAGCUUUGGAACUAUGUCGGAAGGAUCAAAUAACUACUACGAACAAUUUACAGUGACAAUACAUGAUCCGGCCUCGAGGGUCGCCU